Messenger RNA from Ectocarpus sp. CCAP 1310/34, 579 nucleotides. The record is from the annotation of a GenBank genome assembly. NCBI's taxonomy places the organism in Eukaryota, Phaeophyceae, Ectocarpales, Ectocarpaceae.
AUGACUCUCAUCAAGUUGAAGGAGCAGGAGGGGGACCCGCAGUCUGUAGUGAACCAGCUCAGGGCCUUGAUGGAGUACUUUAAGAGGCUGGUGGAAGACGAAGGGCUGGUGAAGCGCUUCUGGGGACAUGUAAAGCAAAACCCCCUGGGUCUCCUGAGAAGAUCUCGAAGGCACGGGGGUGGGGGUGGGGGUGGCCUUUCCGCCCCGUCGUCCAUGAGGGAUCGCAAUCGGACGGAAGGCGUGGCCACCAUGGAGGAGGACGGCGCGGCCACUCUGCCGACCCCCCUGCUGGAGCAGCCUCAGGGGGCCCCGCAGAUCUCGGAGCUGACGGCAGACUCCCUGGCGCUGGUGCUGGACGGGCCUAGCUUGGCGCACGUCCUGGGCAACGCCGAGGCAGAGCGCAUGCUUCUCACGCUGGGGAGCAUGUGCACGAGCGUCAUCGCGUGCCGGGUGAGCCCGGCGCAGAAACGGCUGAUCGUCCGGCUUGUGAAGAGGGGCGUGGUGCCGAAACCAGUGACCCUCUCCAUCGGGGACGGAGCUAACGACGUCGGGAUGAUUCAGGAGGCUCAGGGCGUGUAG